AUGAAAUUUAUUCCUUCCAGAUCGAGAGCAGUACGUGUCUCAUUUCUUCUCGUCGCAGCCUACAUCAUUUGCUGGUUGCCGUAUAAUCUGCUGAGUCUCGUUCAUCUUAUUGACAAAGAGCUCUUCAGCAAUAGCUUUAUCAAGUUCUAUUUCUUACACGAGUUCAUGGUGUUCAAUUCGGUCGUCAAUCCAUACCUUUACGGCUUAUUUAGUCGUUCCGACAAAAUACGAAGACGAAUUCACGAGUAA
Molecule: messenger RNA, 249 nt
Organism: Ostertagia ostertagi
Lineage: Eukaryota; Metazoa; Nematoda; Chromadorea; Rhabditida; Trichostrongylidae
Source: the annotation of a GenBank genome assembly